CCAGCGUGGGCCGUGUUGGGACUUGCCCAGCAGGCUGCUGAGUGCCGGCCCUUUGUCAACCGUGUGCAGGAUGGACAGCUCCAAGGAGGACUUCAAUCUGCAGCUCGCCCUGCACAGCUUCAAACAAUGUCUCAACGAGAAGGAGGAGGUGCUGCUGGACCCCUACCUGGACGGCUGGCAGGGUCUGGUCAGGUUUCUGAACAGCAUGGGUGCCGUCUUUGCUUUCAUCUCCAAGGACCUGGUGGCAAAGCUGCAGAUCAUGGGGCAGCUGCGGGCCGGCUCUCAGCGUGACCAGUACUGCAGCCUGCAGUCCAUGGUGGCCUAUGAGCUGGGCCACCAGCUGGUGGACCUGAAGCGUGCCUCCCGCCACCCCAGCUCGGGCUGCCGCACGGUGCUGCGGCUGCACCGCGCCCUCAAAUGGCUCCACCUCUUCCUGGAGAAGCUCCGUACCAGCCCCCAGGAUGCCAGCACUGCCGCGCUCUGCACCGACUCCUACAACGCCACACUGGCCGCCUACCACUCGUGGGUCGUCCGCCGGGCCGCCACCCUCGCCUUCUGCGUACUGCCCACCCGCACGGCCUUCCUGGAGGCCAUGAAUGUGGGCCCCCCCGAGCAGGCCGUGGAGAUGCUGGGGGAGGCGCUGCCCACCAUUGAGCGUGUGUACCACGUCUCCCAGAAACUGUACGAAGACCACGCACUGUUGGACCUGCCCUAGGCCGGCGGCAGUGCCCAUACAGUCACCCAGCAGGCAUCCCUGAGAACUGGGCCCAGGGGUGCUGCCUCCGCCACCCGGCUGUUGUGA
This is a messenger RNA of Sorex fumeus (smoky shrew), 802 nucleotides long. It is a transcript of the gene CPTP, whose product is annotated as ceramide-1-phosphate transfer protein. Gene Ontology annotation, cellular component: cytosol; cytoplasm; membrane. NCBI's taxonomy places the organism in Eukaryota, Metazoa, Chordata, Mammalia, Eulipotyphla, Soricidae. Gene Ontology annotation, molecular function: ceramide 1-phosphate binding; ceramide 1-phosphate transfer activity. Gene Ontology annotation, biological process: intermembrane lipid transfer; ceramide transport. The coding region runs from base 71 to 715 and encodes 214 amino acids. The record is from RefSeq and is a predicted model, not a curated record. The transcript has 2 exons.